Papaver somniferum (opium poppy) is the source of this 2621-nucleotide messenger RNA. RefSeq names its product protein SUPPRESSOR OF FRI 4-like. Gene Ontology annotation, molecular function: DNA binding. Gene Ontology annotation, cellular component: nucleus. The transcript is spliced from 6 exons. The record is from RefSeq and is a predicted model, not a curated record. Lineage: Eukaryota; Viridiplantae; Streptophyta; Magnoliopsida; Ranunculales; Papaveraceae. The coding region runs from base 208 to 1347 and encodes 379 amino acids.
GGUAAGGAGAUGUGGAGAGAUUGAGAUAAUAAAAAAAACCUAGAGAGGAAACCCUAAACAUCAAAUCAAACGAGGAGACAGAAUCUAACCUUAACCCUUUUUGUUUACAUUCCCAAACCACAACAAGAAGAAGAAAUCCCCUAAUUUAAUCUCGAUUGAGAAAAGAAAAGAAGAAAAAAACCCUAAAUUUAAUUUUGUGUUAUAAAGAUGGGGAAAAAGAAGAAGAGAGCUUCAAAAGUAUGGUGUUAUUACUGUGAAAGAGAAUUUGACGAUGAAAAGAUAUUAGUACAACAUCAAAAGGCUAGACAUUUUAAAUGCCAUGUUUGUCAUAAAAAGCUUUCAACAGCUGGUGGAAUGUCUAUUCAUGUUCUUCAAGUUCAUAAGGAAUCUGUUACCAAGGUACCUAAUGCUAAACCUGAUCGGGAAUCAACUGAAAUUGAGAUAUUUGGAAUGCAAGGAAUUCCUCCAGAAAUUCUGGCAGCUCAUUAUGGAGAACAAGAUGAAGAUGUCCCAUCAAAGUUAGCUAAAGUGGAAACUCCACAUUCCAAUUAUGGUGGUGGUAUGGUGCCAGGUCCAGCUGGUAUUGGGUUUCCUCCACAGUCGCAUUUUGGUGCAAUGCAGCCUAUUUACAACUCCGCAAUGGCAGUGCCGCCUCCAGGUUGGCCGCUUCCUCCUCGUCCACAACCUUGGUUUCCACAGCAGCAUCUACCACUAGUUUCAAUGCCUCAUAUGCCACCUAUGGGUUUAACACAAGUUCAGCAACCUUUAUUUCCUAUCCAGAACGUGAAACCCGCAAUUCCACCACCACUUCAUAUUACUCCACCUGGACUUCCCUCACCAGCACCUUCUCAACCUGUCUCGCAACCCCUAUUCCCUGUUAGUGGUAACAAUAUUGCUGCGUCAAUUCAAAGCUCACCUUUUUCUACACCUGCCAUUUCUGCUACAACUCCUUUAAGCUCUUCACUGGAACUUAGAAACUCAGUGGACAUCUAUUCCAGUGUGAAUGCAAAUAGCUACCGCGAUCCGAACAUCCAAGGUGGCCCUUUGAUAAACUCGCAUUCUUAUGCUUCUGGUCCCAAUACGAGUGGUCCUUCAAUCGGCCCCCCUCCCGUAAUCUCUAAUAAAGCUCCUGCUACACAGCCUGCCACAAAUGAGGUCUAUUUAGUUUGGGAUGAUGAGGCGAUGUCCAUGGAAGAAAGAAGAAUGUCAUUGGCGAAGUAUCAGGUGCAUGACGAAACUAGCCAGGUAAGUUGCAACUGCCCCCCUACUUUGGUUUUAUUUGAACAGACCCUGAGUUGCAUUGCUCAUUCCAAUUUUUGUAUGCGGACAUUAUUUUGCUGCUUUUAGUUAGAUAAUAGAUGUACUCCUAUAUAUAGACCACCCUUGAAUUUGCUUUGCUUAAUUGAGAAGAGAAAAACACAAACAAAAUUAGGUGCGAGGAUUCUGUGAACCCACUAAUUGAACAUAAUAUUUUUGAGGCCUUUUUAAAUCGAAUCUCAUGUUCUCGUUCUUGUUCCAACCAUGUUGGGGGAUGGGACAUGCUGUUCUAUUUUUUAACCACCACUUUCUCCAAUUUGCAAGCUAUUCAUUCAACUGGUUUGUGGGCAGCCAAAGAUUCAAGUAGGUAUUUAAUUUAUCUUCUCAAGUAGUUAGUCUUUAUAACUCUGACGAGUGUGCUCCAAUUGACUCGAGGGUUCUUCAACCUGGCAGCUGAACGCGAACGUGAUAUGUAUGUAUUUUUGUUUAUGUAAAAGUUAUGUAUGUUGGUACUCAUUCUCUCUCCCCCUAUGCUAUGUUUUUGUUGCAAUGAAGUAUGGGGGGUUUGUGUGGAAUGAGAAUUUAUGGCCAACGGGCUUUUUCCCAUCCGGUAGCAAUUCUUGUUAUUAUCUUUUAUCACCGUGCAAAUCAUUCUCUGUCCCAGGUCAGCUUCAUACCUAUUUAGCGAACAAAUUUGGUAUCUCUUAAGACAGAAUUUCUGAUUGUCUUUUUUUCUUCCUGUAGGGCAUGAUUAGGUCCAAUUUUUCUUCCUGAUUUUUAGUGUUUUCCUUCUUUCACAUUUCAGAUGAACUCCAUUGAUGCAGCCAUAGAUAGAAGGAUAUCAGAAAGCAGGCUUGCUGGGCGAAUGGCGUUUUGAGUGAAACAUCAAAUGGAAUGUUAGAACUCAGAAGCCAUGUUAUCAUCUCUGUCACUUGAUCUCUUUUGCUUUCAAGGGAAGGGAAGUUCAUAAAGACUCUUGAAACUUGCAUGGAACACUUGAUCUUUUUGCACUGUGUUUUUCUUGAAGAGAAAAAGAGGAAGAUUCUUCAGUAUACAGUAGACGUGAAUAGAGUAAGCCAGCAUUUUAUUGUAUUAAAUGUUUUUUUUAUUAGGAUCUGUGUUCUUUUUAUCGGGAUAAUGUUUCAUAGAAAUACCUUUUGGGUCUACUAAAUGGUCAAUCAAAAGUUUCAAUUUUUUUUUUCUUUUUCGUCUUUUGAUGCGAUCACUGAUUCACUAUAUGUUUGUGAGGUUAGGUGUCAAUCCUGUCCGUAGCAUAAAAGCUAUACAAUUGUAAUCCUUUCCUGUUCUUGCUUCUGUUGUAGAGAGGCGGGAGAGCAUAAUUUAUAAUGCUGUUUUGUCCGGUU